AUCGCCUGCGGCACAGAAUACACCCUGAGGGUAAAAGUGCGUCGCAGAGCCGGACACGCGAAGAUGAGGCAUUCUCAAAGAGCUGUUCAGAAGACGCAUCGAGGCUUUUCUGGUGGUGAUGGUGUCUUUGACAGUGAUAAAAAAGGCAGUGAUCGCCGGAAUGCUGGUGGGAACAAUAAAUGGAAUACUGCUGCCGUGACACCGGCAUGGAAUAAAGGAAAAGACGAAGGCUGGUUCCUGGUGCUGGGAUGUGUUGACAGCGGAGAGUUGCUGGGACUGAAACGUGUUGGUUACAUUGCAACCAGAGCAACUUUCCAUCUCACAUUCCAUACCCCACCUGUACCG
Molecule: messenger RNA, 345 nt
Organism: Notodromas monacha
Lineage: Eukaryota; Metazoa; Arthropoda; Ostracoda; Podocopida; Cyprididae
Source: the annotation of a GenBank genome assembly